Messenger RNA from Lolium perenne, 1101 nucleotides. RefSeq lists its product as uncharacterized. Lineage: Eukaryota; Viridiplantae; Streptophyta; Magnoliopsida; Poales; Poaceae. The record is from RefSeq and is a predicted model, not a curated record.
CCAAGAAAGACAAGCCUCGCUCACAAACCCAGCCAGAACCGGCCGCCACUUUCCCCUCUUCCCCACGCCGCAAGCCGCAGGCCUUUGCCGCGCGACCACCACAAGAACCCGCCGCGCCGUCGCAGACCGCCACCGCCUCACACAGCCUCUGUUCAUCUUGGUAGCUGCUGCUCGAUCGGCCGUGGCAGCAGGAGUCGCGAGCUGGAUCUGAGCCAGGAAGGGAUCGAGAAGAAGAGAGAGGGGCGCUGGCGAUGCUGCAGCUGCUGAUGGCGAUGGCCUUCUCGGCGGCGCCGCUCACGCUCUACGUGCCGCCGGUGCGGAGCCUCAGCCUCUUCGUCGAGACCAUGGAGACGCUCUGCCGGGAGUGCGCGCCAUACUCCCACGGCGCCGUCGCCCGCCUCCGCCUCGGCCUCUCCCGCAUCUUCGCCGGCCUCGCCCGCGCCCUGCGCUAAGCAUGUGCGGCCACACAGAUCCUUCUUCAGUUUCUCAUAUAGGUACAUGUGUGCUUCAGGCACAGUGCCUUUGCGCGUCGGCUGUGCUCGUCCUGGAUCUUUUGCAUAGAGUACUUUCCUUUGCCUGCAUACGUAGUUAGUUUUCUUCUCAUCUUUGGGGGGAACUUGGAGAAAGUCGGGUAAUAAGCUGACCAAAUGGGUAGUUUUUGUGAGAGGUCGUGAGAAAUCUAGUUUGCGGAUCAGAUGUAGUCCAAGAGAAUUUGCUGCUCCGUGUACAGACAGAAUCAUGUACAGUAAUAGUUGGGGAAGAAGUUUGUGUUCUUGAGAUGUUCUUCAGUUCAGAACUUGAGGUUGGUAGACUUCUUCAUUUGUGAGAAAGUAAUGGAAGACUUCUGACCCCUUCAUUUGGUCAGUUUUUUCCAUCUCUUUACAGUACUAGUUGGGGAAGUUUGUGUUCUUGAGAUGUUCUUCAGUUCAGAACUUGGGGUGAAAAUGUAAUGGGAGACUUCUUCAUUUGUGACAAAGUAAGGGAAGACUUCUGACCCCUUCAUUUGGUCAGUUUUUCCAUUUCUUGUAUGUGCAAAUCUUCUGUAUGUGCCGAUUGUAAUGGAAACUUGGUAAUGCCAACAACUCCUGCGAUUUUAUUUUC